Molecule: messenger RNA, 6770 nt
Organism: Athalia rosae (coleseed sawfly)
Lineage: Eukaryota; Metazoa; Arthropoda; Insecta; Hymenoptera; Athaliidae
Gene: pdm3
Product: POU domain, class 6, transcription factor 2
Exons: 14
Coding region: 966-3161 (731 amino acids)
Biological process (GO): regulation of transcription by RNA polymerase II
Molecular function (GO): DNA-binding transcription factor activity, RNA polymerase II-specific; RNA polymerase II cis-regulatory region sequence-specific DNA binding
Source: RefSeq, a predicted model, not a curated record
UUUAUCGUCGCACUACGCAGCCAGACUGCGAACCGGGAACGACCGGGAGGUAUUUACGCGAGUUUCUCCACAUUACGCGGGCAACGUGACGUGCACGCUUGGCCAACGAAGAGAAGAAAAUCUUUUUUCCGAAUAAAACGUCGACGAAUGAAGAAGAAUCGAUAGAAGAAGAAAAUUGGACGUCGUUGAAAUUCUAUUUGUGCUAAAAUCGAAUAACCCGCUCGCAAUAUCUGCGGAUUUUCAUCGAAAUGAUCUUCGAGAUUUCGUUACGCGGGGAGAAUUAAAAACGUGCGAGUUACUUCACGGUAGUCGGACUACAAGGCGCGAACGUGCGUCGUUUGAAAAAAUUUUCAUCCGCCGUAAAGAAUUCAGUUUCAAUAUACAAUUAUUGGAGUUUGUUAGCGAAAAUAACGGACCCAUUAAUCGAAAUAACGAAGAACAAAGUGACGUUUCGAAGUGUUCCGAGUGGAACUCUCACGGUUAUGUGACCACGUGGUACACCUGGACCAGGACUUCGAAGUACCCGAAAGUGCUCCGAUUAUUUUCAUGCAAAUCACCCGCAGGACUGUAACGGGGAUGUUAAAUUUUUGUGAAAUACAUCGAGUGACGGACCUAGUGAAGUUCAAAUUGUUUGACUAUCUAUUGUGAUUUUAUUGAAAUGAAAGACAUUUCAUAAUUCCUACGAAAUAAGUUUCGAUAUCGAAGAGAGGGAUAAUCGUGCUAGUGGGCAACGUUUUCCGUUUAUUAAACUUUGUCAAAGGAUUCUGUGCGGCGAACUAGAAAGUGAGCUUGACCGGACGAACAUUAUUCAAAAACUCAUAGACGAUUGAUUUCGAGAGGUGGAAAAAAACGAAGGAGCAGCAGAGAUUUUUCAAAAAUCAAAACCGAGUCGCUCAGCAGGGCGGUCGUUUUACACAAUUACAAAACGUUGAAUUGAUCGCGGAAAUUCGGGAUGCGAGGCUGACAUGGCGGAGGGCUCGGCCGAAGAGGAACAGAGCAGUACUGCGGCACCUGCUUCGCCACCAGCUGAUCUCAGAACCCUAAACACCCAGCUAUCGCCACCGUAUUCCCACCAGAGACUCCAGCAUCAUCUACAGCAUCGACAACAACGCAACAUGUUGGCCACAGCCGUCCCGCCACGGCACAGCCACAGCCUAUUGUCGCACCAAAUCAAAACCGAGACGGAUCUGGAACCGCCGUGCGAUGUUCCGUUGAACCUGAAAAGUGAGAUUAACCGGCCUUGUCUCGCCUUCGAGAGCGACUCGAUCCUCGGUUGGGGGAUGCAUGAUGAGGAUAGGGAGGGAGGAGAGGAACACGAAAGUGAGGACAGCGACAGAAGCAGCACCGGAAGUCCCGAACCGGGUUCCGGAGGAGCCCUUCACGAACAUCAACUCCUCAUGGGGGGGCUGAGAAGCCCUACCCAAAGGGAACCGAACACACCCCCCGAUAGCGUGGACCAUGCCAAAGCCGCUGCCCAGGCGCAGGCUCAUCUGAAUGGAACGAUGGCGGGAAUGGUGACGUUACAGAAUCUUCAAAAUUUGGCGAAUCUUCAGAAUCUUCCUCAAGUAGCCUCGCUGGCGGCAGGACUUCAGGGAAUGACCGCCGGUCUUACCAAUAAUCAACUAAUCAACGCCCCGCUCAAUCUUACCGUUAGUUCUUCGGGUGAGUUCUCACUAGGCGGUACGAUACCAACGUCGUCGAACACAGCGACGACUUCCCACCUUUUACCACCGAGCUCAACACCGGUGGCAACGUUGCCCCAACUUUUGUCGCAACCGCAACCAGUUGCGAUGCCUCAAUUCAUUCUGACAUCCGGACAACUCGUGCAAGGUAUUCAAGGGGCGCAGCUGCUGAUACCGACCUCCCAAGGAAUCGCUACCCAGACGAUACUAACCAUACCGGUGAGUCACGUGACGAACAACCAGAUGGUGAAUCUAGCAUUGAGUAACGGGCAGGUCGUUUCGACGACGUUGGCCAAUCUACAAUCGAUAGCCCAACCCCAGAACAUAAUGAACACUCCGUCGAGCAACGUUCCGACGAGCCCCAGUCUCGCUUCCGGUCUCGGUAUCAAUCCGGCGGCGCUCCCUCAUCUUCUCGGUAAUAGUUCGGCGAGUCAACAACUCCUGAACGCCAUGCAACCCCAACAAAUUCUUCAGGCGGCCCAGGCCGCUCAGGUCGCACAGGCCGCCCAAGCCGCCCAAGCGGCCCAAGUAGCUCAGGCUGCUCAGGCCGUUCAAGCCGCUCAAGCCUCUCAACAACCUCUACUGACCACCUCGCCUCAGCCGCACAGACAUCGGCACAGUUCACAUUCGAUUCGAUCCAGCACAAGACCUUACCCGACUCAGGAAGAUCGCCAUAGAGAAAGACCGGAGCAAUCAUCGCCGUUGAACGGAUCGGUCGGCUCCGCGGCGUCGGCCUUAAAUCGACUGGCUGCGAGUAACGGUGAGAUCACGAUCACAACCACGCACGGACCAAGCGGCGGCGGCGGCGGAGUCAAGGCGUCACCGAGUAGCUUGCACAGCCCUCGAGACGAAGAAGAUGACCUAUUGAGCGACUCGCCAAAUCAGCCAACAAUCAACGAAGCUACAAAUAACGUGGUGGAUGGUAUUAAUUUGGACGAGAUCAAAGAGUUCGCGAAGGCCUUUAAACUGAGAAGACUUUCGUUGGGCUUAACGCAAACGCAAGUAGGACAAGCUCUCAGCAUUACCGAAGGACCCGCGUACAGCCAGAGCGCAAUUUGUAGUGCCCUGGCUACCCAGAUGUACGCUGCCUCGCAGAUUACCUCUCAGCAGCAAGUUAUGUUUGAAAAAUUGGACAUCACGCCGAAAAGUGCUCAGAAAAUAAAGCCCGUCUUGGAAAGGUGGAUGAAGGAAGCCGAGGAGAGUGCAUAUGAUUACAGGUACAAAAGUGGGGCGAACCAUCUCACGGAUUUCAUCGGUGUAGAACCAAGCAAGAAGCGGAAACGAAGAACUUCCUUCACUCCGCAGGCCCUGGAAUUGCUCAACGCACAUUUUGAGAGGAACACGCAUCCCUCCGGAGCCGACAUAACGGUUCUGGCUCAGCAAUUGGGUUACGAAAGGGAAGUCAUCCGGAUUUGGUUCUGCAACAAGAGACAAGCGCUGAAAAAUACAGUGAGGAUGAUGUCCAAGGGAGUUGCCUAAGAUUUUUGACAAUCGAAUAAAAUCCGAAGCUAAAUAAUUAAUUACCAAUUGCUUCGCUAAAUUCAACGUGGAUUUGGCUCGACUGACGUUAGUUUCUUACAAUAAAUAUAAAUAAAAUGUGAACGCGAGGCAAACGUCGAUUGUUGAUAGGUGUGAAGACUAAAUAAAUCGCGGUCGCAAAAAUCUAACACUACUCGCUGAUGGAACAAAAUAAAACCAAUCAGAAAAUCAUGAUGUGUAAAGACGUUUUAUCGUAUUGCAAAAACAGGAAUUUAACGAUUCUCACUUACAUAUAUGUUAAACGCAACAAUAGUGAUUGUAGUUUUAUGAUUAUUUUUUCCUUCUGUUACUAUUGAACCUCAAUAAGUGAAUUUGACAAAAGUACCAAGUGUAUUCAUCCAAUGACCUGUAGUGAUUUAUUGAUAACUGCUUUAAAAUGUCGAUGAUUUCAAUAUAUCCGACAAUGAAACGAUGAAACGUUGUACGUUUCUACGAUUUGAUAAAUCGGAAAUAAAAUAUUCAAAGAAAAAAACAAAAAAAAAAAAAGAAAUUGUGAUCAAACGAAGUGUGUUAAUGUACAAUGUUCAAUUGAAGUGUGAUUUCCCCGAACUUGGGUCAUCGAAUCGAGAUAUCUGUAAUAUCGCAUACCGAUGUGAGCAAAAACUGACUUUCGUAAUCUUACCGAGUGUUUCAAUGGGGACGAAAUUUAUGUAACUAAAAAACAUUUUCGAAUCGAUGAUUAUUAAUUGAAACGAGAUGAAUUCACAGGACUGUCGCGGAGACUAAUCGAUAACUACGCAUACCCAUAGUUGAACAAAAAAGGAAGAAAGAAGAAAUGAAAUAGAAAAUGAGAUAUAAAAUAAGAUGAAAAAAAAAAAAAAAACAAUACAAUUAUAGUGAAUGAAUUGCAAUAAUGUCUUUGAAAGUAUAAUAAGAACGAAUAUAAGGUUGUCUCAAAUACUCUUAUUACCUAUAAGUAUAACAUAUUAAUCAGUUGACGAAUUGGACGAAUAAUUAUAUUGUCAUUAUAAUCUAACUUUAAAUGUAGUUAUCGUUACUAAACCUCAUUUUCGACAUAAUCUCACCAUGUCAUUUUUUUUCUCUUUUUUUUUUUCGUUGCUGUAACGCUAGUCCGCAUCACUAUAUGCCAUACACAUGAAGUAUACGUGUUAAAUUACAUUAAUCUCGUUGCUAUAUUACAUACGAUUGUAAAUCUACAGUUGCUGGAUUCUUCACGUCGGAGGAUUUUUCUUUCUUUUUUCUGGUCACCAUCUUAUUCAUUCAGUCGCAACAUUCCUAUAUUAUUUCUGCAAUUUGUUCGCUGUAAUAACAGAAUAUGUGUACAUACUAUACCUAGAUUUUCCGUAUAAUGUGAUAAUACGGAAAAAUUUAUCCGUCACGAAACGUGCAUUUUUAACCUCCGACAAAUAGGAUCUACUUUGAUUUCAUGAAUUCAAUUUUUUUAUUUUUCCUUUUUCUUUGACACGUAGGGGAUAUAAAUGAAUUUCGAAAAUAUAUAUAUAUAUAUAAGUAUGCAUAAGAAAAUAUAUGAACAUGUAAUAACUAUGUAUAAAAGUAUUAUCUUAAUCUAGAGAUUGUGGGCUAAUUCACGCGACAUGCUGUUGAGCUACUAAUAAAUAUGAAUAUACAUAUAGUUGAACAUAAAAUAAUUAAAAAUGAGUAACAUGCUAAUAGGUAGCAGCUUGUACAUAGAAAACAAAAUCUAAAAAAUAAUAAUUAAUGAAUAAAAAUGUAUUGUAAUGAUAGAAUAAUGAAGAGUAAUUUUAAAGAUACGGCUAUAAAAUAGCUAGAGAACACUCUCAUGGAAAGAAAAUUUACAUGGUUGAAAUUCAAAAAUAAAAAAAAAAAAAGAAAAAAAAACUAAAGAAGGAAAAGUCGAAGCAUAAUGAAAAAAAAAAAAACAUAUUUAAGAUAUUCAAUUUAGGAAGGAUAAAAAAUAAAGAGCAAAGUAUAGGUUUGUUCCUAAAACAGGAAGAAAAAAAUUAAUAGUAAUGAUGAUGAUAAUAAUUGUAUGAUAAAAUUCAAAAUUCAAAAUUUUGAUUGUGAAAACUGAAACACGUAUGUUGUCCUUUUGAUAAAAUAAAAGAAAUAAAAUAAAAUAAAGAUUUAAUUAAAAUAGAGGAGAAAAAAAAAAAGAAAAAAUUAAGAUGAAACGUUUGUACAGAGAUAUUCCGGUUAUUAAAUUUUGUUAUGAAGAAAAAAAUUGAAAAAAUGAAAUGAGAAAAAGUAAGAAAGAAAAAUGAAUUGUAGGAAUCAUGUGUAUUUUCUUCGUGAAAAAAAAAAAAUAAAAACAGAAAUUAUAUAUAUAUAUAGUAUAUAUACACAUAUGUAUACAUGCAUAUACAUGUAUAAUUUAUAUUAAAGAAAAUAGAUUAUUGAAAUAUUCAUAUUAGUACCAAGAAUGUGAAUUGUAUUCGUGAGUGUCAUAUUUCUAAGGAAGAUAGAUCCACGGGCGAAUGUUUUCUAGCAGUUUUCAUUGUGAAUAAAUAAAGCUGAAGCGCAAAAAAAAUUGAUUGUUGAAAAAAUUUGUAAGAAAAAAACGAAUUGUAAUCGAAGCGAUUAAUAAAGCAACCGUAUCGAUCGAAUGACUCGGAAGCAGAUCCGAUGAAAAUCUGACGGUUGUAAUCGUUGAAUCGGGAAAAAAAUGAGGAAGUAAUAAGUAACACUUUAAACAUGAAUGACGAUUGAGAAAAAAAUGAUCAAAAUUGCCCCCCACCGUUUAUUGUAGAUGGAGAAAACUGCUAUUAAAACAUUGCCCAGCGAAACCAAAGUUCCUACUACGUUUUAUAAAAUAUAACUGGACUGCAAAACUUGGGAUGUAAAUACGGACUGCAAAUUAAGCUAGUAAUUCACAAUACAAUCGGCAAUUCAUUGAAGUUUAAGACUAUAUCAAGAGACUGGUACGAAGUCAACUAAUUCUAUUUGCAGCUGAUAAUAGUUAGAGAUCGAUCGAAGCUAAUGUUGUUUUUUUAUUCAUUUUAAUUUUUUCCCCUUUCAUUUAUACCCAAAUUUAUGACCGCACGACAGUUAAUAUUGAUACGAAUAAAUGAUAUUAAUGAUAUUAAUAAAGAUAAUUGGGGGUUGAAAAUUUCACAACUAAACAUGAAUAUAUAUUUAUGUCUCAAUUAUUGUAACAUCAACGAUAGCCUAAUUACAUGUAAUAUAUAAUUGACCGAUUCUUCAGACUACUUUUUAUAUGUAACACGAUAUCAGUAUCAUCAGUAUUUCCAUGUACAUGUUAUUUGAAUUGGUUGACUCCUUGACCGCACUGAGCACAGUCGACAACUAAGCACAUAAGUAUACAAUUAGUAAUUAAGAGAAUAAUAAAAUAAAGAAGAAAAAAAAAAAUUGUAGCUUUAGAAUGAAUGUUAGCUCGUAGACACGAUGUAUUAUUAAUUAAACUAUGUAUUUAAAGAAAAGAAAAUGAAAAAACGAUACAAAAAAAAAAAGAAAUCAUGAACACAAUUUAGUUGGUAAGUGAAUAAAAUAAUAAAAAAAAAAAAGAAAAAAAAAAGAAUCAAUAAACCUGUGUAAAACCUAGUAGGUAUCCACAAGAAUAAAAUUGAAUAAAAACAUAUAUUGUGGUAA